AUGACCAACGCAAAGUACAACGUGCCUUACUCGGAGUGCCAACGCGACCCCACGCUUCGGAAAGCCAAAGUCGGGGCGGGAGUGGAUUCGGUGUUGGCGCUGUGUCUCAAGUCCACCACGUCGCUCGAGACCACCUUCGAGAACGCUAACAAGUUCUUCAUCGGCAACAUGUCCAACGUCGCAUCGUUCGGCGCGCUGUGCGUGGAAAUAGCGCAGACGCUGGCGAUGGACGACGACAACGUGCUGUACGAGACGCCCCUCCCCCCGUUCUUCAUGCGCCAGGGCUUCGCGCUCUCCAUCUGGGGCCCCGCGCCGGACCCCGCGGAGUACAACGAAACCGUCGUCAUGACGCUCGUCAACGACGGCGUCUCGAGUCUCUCUCUAACGGGGAUAGACUUUGCCGCGAUUGGGGAGGACCCGGAUUUUGAGGUGCCGCCGCAGGGGACGGUGACGAUCACGUUUGACCGCUCGCAGGCAGCAUUGGAUUUCGAAACCCUGCCUCUCCUGCAGAACUACCUGUCAGACUCCACCUCCACCAUGGCUAUAGACGAGCUCACCGCCGUCGUCAUCGUCAAGAUGUUCCCCAACGACCCCACGGGCCUGCUCGGCCGCGCCGCGUAUGUUUUCAUCAAUCCCACGUUCGACAGUCGCAACCCGUACCAGUUCUACCUGUUUGAGGCGAAUUACUACCUGCCGACUGCGGGCAGCGGGCGGCGAAGGCUGUUGGCAAGUAUUCCCAAGACGACGACGCCGCCCGCCGGGUCGCAGAAGGGGUGCUGCAAGAAGACGCCGCCGCCGCCCACGUGUAAGGUGGGCGGGGUGAACUACCCUGCGUGCCGCAAUCCCGUGUGCAAGACACCGUGCUAG
Molecule: messenger RNA, 867 nt
Organism: Closterium sp. Yama58-4
Lineage: Eukaryota; Viridiplantae; Streptophyta; Zygnematophyceae; Desmidiales; Closteriaceae
Source: the annotation of a GenBank genome assembly